Molecule: messenger RNA, 843 nt
Organism: Tetrahymena thermophila SB210
Lineage: Eukaryota; Ciliophora; Oligohymenophorea; Hymenostomatida; Tetrahymenidae
Product: glutathione S-transferase, amine-terminal domain protein
Exons: 2
Cellular component (GO): cytoplasm
Source: RefSeq, a predicted model, not a curated record
AUAAUAAAUAUUAAUAAAAAAUAAACAAAACUCUAUAAAAAUUACAAAUAAACAAAUAAAGCAAUGUCUUAAUUAACAUUAUAUGGCUUUCUCCUCUGCCCUUAUGUAUAAAGAGUGAGAUUCGCUUUAGAAAAAAUUGGAGUUAAGUAUGACUACAAAGAAAUUGACCUCUUCAAGCUUAAAUAGAAAGAAUAGGCCUACUUAGAUAUUAACCCUUUUGGAAAGGUUCCUACAAUAGUUAUUAAUAACCAGAUUGUAUAUGAAAGUCUUCCUCUUCUUGAAUUCCUUGAAAAUGAAUUUGGCAGCGUCUUCCCUUAAGAUAACAUCAGAAAAACUUAAUAGAGAAUUUGGACAACUUAUUUUGAUUAAAAUUUUAUUAGUAAAAUGUGGGGAAUCUUUAGUCUUAUAAAAACAAAGGAUGUUGAAGGAUCUAAAAAACUUGCUAACGAACUAGCUGAAAUAUUGAGAUUCUUUACUUUAAAUUCAAAAUUAUCUGAAAGAAUUAAAUAGAAUCCUAGCAGCUAUUUUGAAGGAGAUACUUUAACUUAUGCUGAUUUUGCUAUUAUCCCUCAUGUUAAAGUACUAGAAACUAACUAUAAAAUAUUCUUUAAAAGCAGUUUAUUUGAAUAAAUUGAAAACUAGGAUGAGUUAAUCUAGAAUUUCAAAACCUAUUAUUAAAAUGUUGUUUCUUCUGAUUCAUUCAAAAGGGCUGUAACUAAUCCUGUUACACUACCUCCAUAAGGAGACAAUUUCGUUUUAGAUGAGUUAUAAUACACAACUGAAAACUUUAAUUAUGAAAACCUUUCAGAAACUUACAUGAAUAAAAAAUUCGCAUAAGCUUGA